Molecule: messenger RNA, 3924 nt
Organism: Penicillium olsonii
Lineage: Eukaryota; Fungi; Ascomycota; Eurotiomycetes; Eurotiales; Aspergillaceae
Source: the annotation of a GenBank genome assembly
AUGGCUGAAAUCAUCGGCAAAAGAGAGCGAAGGAAGAGUCUGGGAAUGUUCAGCUCAUCCCUCGCGUCGGAUCCCCCCGCCCGCCCUCCGCUUCAUGAUCGAACACCCUCGGACGAUACUUUGACGAGAGACAAGAAAGUCCGCCGAAAUUCAGGCUUCUUCAGCCGCUCGCACACCACAGACUUCGAUGGGUCCAACCCUCGCCCCGGGACUGCAGAUUCCGACACCGCUGCUUGGUCUGCAGCAGUGCAUGCACCCUCACCGAUCCAGCCCCUUCGCCCGCGGAGGAAGUCUUUCCAGAAAAAACGAAACUCCGUCUUCGGCUCUUUAAAGUCCCUCCAUUCGUGGGAAGACGACGACCCUCUCAGCGCCCCUGUUGUCUCAAUGGACGAUGCACCCAUGUCUGCUCCCCGAAAUGGGAUUUGGUCAUCAACAAUGCUGCACCACGGUGAGGUGCAGACCACGGGAGGCAUGUGGAGGAAGAAGAGUCAAUAUCUGGUCCUGACCGAUACGCACAUCAUUCGUUUCAAGAACCAGAGCAAAGCUGCAGAUGUCUUCCCCUCGAUCCCUGCGUCCUACACUCGACCUCCGGCUUCCCACCGCCAAUCAGUGGCUUCCAUCAGCUCAAUGCAGGAUAUGACACAACUGGCCUCCGGAGAUCCAACCGCCGGAAUCCCAUUGAACAGCAUUAUUGCGGUGUACAUGUUGGAGGACGCUCGUUUGUCGCCAUCGGUCGAGGUAGCGUAUCUGGAUGAGCGCACCCACAAAGCUACAUUGGUGCAGAUGCAGACAUCCGAUCUACAGGAUUUGAACCUUUGGAUGGUAGGCAUUCGUCAAGCUGCCCAGCUUGCUCGAACGAACUGCCCCAUGCCCUUCAGCCGGGGAUCCGUCGAGUAUGUCACUCGAAUGCUAGAGCAUGAACGAGACUACGACCCGGAGGCAUUCCGUAUGUUCAGGGUCAUUCAAAUCGCAUCCAGCAAGUCAAUCAACCGUUCUUCCUCUGAGGAUCUCACCAAGUUAUCGCCAACGGGCUGCUACCUUGCCAUUGGGUCCCACAAGCUUCAUGUGCUGCCCAUGCAGAAGAACGCCAAUAGAUCUUCCGUCGUAUCCCUGUCCGACUGGGAGUCUGCCACUUCGUUCGGUCUGAUGAAUUUGACGGGUCUCUCUAUGGAAUAUGGCGAUGACAGCCUGCAUCUGACUUUCCGCGUUCCUCUUAAGAAGUCGUAUAAUGUUUUCCUGGCCUCGGUCCACUCUGUCGAAGUCGCCUGCUGGAUUCGCCAGCAUACAGAGUACCUGCGUCCCCUGUGGACGAGACAACCAUACGAAUUUGUCGUGCCGAAGGAAUUGCAGAACGAGAACAACUUUCCACCGGUUCCCUUGGAUGAAGAUUACGGAUGCCUUGACCGCACAUUGGUAGCAUACUCAGCCAGCUACGACAUCGACACUUCAAACAUUCGAUACACCAUUGACUUGGACUGUGAGGAUGCGCCAUGCUUCCGUCUGCUCAAGCCCGCUUCCUCAAAGUCCUCGCGGUACACCGCUUUAGAGCUCAUUGCGGUGAUGCGUACAUUACGCUACAACGAGUUUUUCCGAUCAGUUUCGUUCCGGGGUGUCAAUCUCGAUGCAUUGCAAGGGUUGCGCGAUUCUCAUGGUGUCGAUGCGGACGUCCACCUUGACAGAAGCGGAAACUCCGUUCAUAUUCCUGGUCAACACAAUCUGACCGUUCUUUCACAAGAAGUGCGCGCACUGGCACUCAAGAGCAAAUGGCUGCGCCGAAUGGACUUCUCUCACAGUCUCACGAGAGUCCCGACACCGACUCUGGAAAAAGGCACUCGAGACCCUGGCUGUGGAAUCCCGGAGGCUAUCUUCCCCGUGUGUCGCCGGGAGUUAACAAGCGUGGACUGGGUUGUCCUGAACGGUAUCAAGCUCGGCGAAUCAGACCUGGACUACCUUGUUGAUGCGGCAUCGCAAAGACGAAGCCAUCUGCGAGCUCUGGAAGUGGGAGAUUGCGGAUUGUCUGUGCAUGAUUUGGAUCUCAUUUUAUCAACUAUCGUUGCGCAGGAAUCAACCCUCGAGGCAAUCAACAUAUCAGGUGUGCAGGGUCGACUCAACCCCGAUGUCAUUCAGCAAUACAUCGGGUACUUUGGACAAAUUCGGAAAAUCAAUCUGUCUCGGAUCUCGCGAACAUCUGGCACUGACCCAUUGAUUACGGCAGAAAUGCUUUUCAACUGGCGACUCGAAGAGCUAGCCCUCAGUCGGACGAUUAUCAAUCGCGAGACCGUAGACGCCAUCGCAACAUAUCUAGCCAGCGAUCGCUCUCAGAACCUGCACACGAUUCGGCUGGAUCAGUGUGGUCUGACAGGUGAAGAUGUCGCGAUGUUCAUGCACUCAAUGUCAGCUAUGCCUGGAGAAGUGCGGAGUCUGCAUUUGCAUGUCAAUGAGAACCGCCUCGACGAUGGAUGCUCCCAUGUUUUCAAUGCCAUCGCAAAGAACCAAACUCCCUCGCAUCUGUCCAUGCGCAUGAUCGAUUUCAAGAAAGAGGAUCAUUUCCGUCAGCUGGUGGAUUCGCUUCGAAAGAAUUCCACUCUCAAGUUCCUCGAUAUCUCAAAAGCUUCUCUUCCUUACGAUGCGAGCCCAGAGACCUGUCGAUCAUUACAGCUUAUGCUUGAGGAUAAUGAGACACUGGAGGCUCUGGACAUCAGUGGAGACAAUGCCCAUCUGGAUGUUGCACGUUUUGGUAUUGGUCUCAACCUUGCCCUCACUGGCUUGAAGAAGAAUAGCUCGCUCAAGGUCUUGAAGAUUGAGCACCAAAAGCUGGGUUUGCAAGGUGCGAAUACCCUGGCCUCCGUCUUGGAGGAGAAUGACUCGCUUCGCGAAGUGCAUUGUGAGAACAACGACAUCAAUCUCCAAUCUUUCACCGUGCUUGUCAACGGAUUGCAAUGCAAUCGCUCACUUCUUACCCUCUCCUGCAUGGACCGGGAUCGACUCCAAUCUCUUGAGAAGGUACGGAGAGAGGUCGACAACGUUCGCUGGGAAACCAGCAGCAGUCAAACUUCCACCGCAAACUCGAUUCGCCGCUCUCUUUAUGCAGCGAUGAGUGUUGGCCAAGGGCAGUCGGGUCAUCGGCUGCAGAAGGCACCGCCUGCUGUCUCUUCUUCGUUGGAAACUUCUCCAUUUGCCAACCACAAUGUCGAACUUGUCCUGGAUUCUUUGAACAGUAGAUGGGACCUGGAAGUAUCCCGGCUCCGUCGAUACCUACAACGCAACUCCAACAUCGCCCACGGCAUUGAAGACGAUGGCAUCGACUCUUCAAGUGACGGGCGCCCUGCCACAGCAGCAAGCUUGGGUACAAUGCUGGACAACCUCAAGUUCGACGUUGCAGUCUCAACCGACGAAAUAAAAGCCCCAGCAGAACCAACCUCCAUCCUCAUCCCCGAACCAAUUGACACCCGCUCCGUUUCUCCAACCAACAUCUCAGUCUCCAAACGCCAUCUAUCCAAACCCCGCCCCCACACCGCUCGGGCAUCCCAUUCCCAUUCGUCCGAAUACAGCACCGCCUCCACUCAAAGCUCCCGCCUCGCCCUCCCAGUUCCCCCAGUCCCAGCAAUCCCAGCAGUCCCGGGAUCCGCCCGGAAAGCCAGCAGUGUCCGCAGCGCGCGCUCAUCCACCAGUACCGUUUCAACAGGAACCGGCAGCGGUCGUAGCGCCUAUGGCACCGCCUCAUCAACCCUACGCGGCUUCCUUAGCGGCAGUGCUCUCCGCGAACGUCGCCGCGCAGAGGCCCGCAAGGAUUCUCGUGAAUCACGAGAUUCCCGGGAGUCAAGAGAGAUUCGCGAGCCCCGCCCUACAACCGUCUAUGCAAAUGAACCACCCCCAAAGCUCGACUGGGCCCCUCCCAAAAUCGACCUGGGCGAGUUGCAGUAA